ACCGGGUAGGGUCCAGGAGAGGAAUCUGCCAAGAUGGGCUGUGCGUCUCCAAGCCCAACACACCUAUUAGGCGGGAGAUGGGGGAGAAAUAACGUUAUCUAGUGUGGAGGGCUGUGGCUUGAACUCUUCCAGCGCGAGACCCCCAUCGCCAUUCCGAAACCAGACACUGCCCCUCCCCCAUGCUGGAGCGUGACCCCCUCUUCCUCGCCGGAGGCCUGUGGCAACUGGGUCCGUUGGGAGAGAACCAUGGAGGAAAAGCCUUUCAAAGCGUCGGCCAAGUCUUCAGUGAAGUCGAACCCGCAUAAAGACAUCCGGAAUCUGUGGACCACAGCCACAUUGUCGCAACCGAAGAUGAACGUGCAGCUGUCCAAUGUCUACAGGGACUCCGAACUGAAGAGCAGCAGCGUAGGCAGCAAGACUCGCGGGUGGUACAACCAGAAAAAUGCCAGCCACCACUCGGACGGCGGCUGGGAAGAAUGGGAUGAUGGAGAUGACAACGUCAGCUUCAAGCAAGAGGAGCUGGACGACCACACCUUGUUGGAGCUGCACCCCGGCAGCUCCUUUGGAAGCCAUUUAGAAGAGGAGGACGAUUCCAGCACUGAGAUGGAAAUAACUUCCUCAAUGCCAUCACUCAGUAUCUUGAAGCACACACCCCAUCAAGCCUACUGGGUGGAGCAGCAGACCAGGCUGCCGCUGCCCCUGAUGGAACUCAUGGAAAAUGAAGCUCUGGAAAUCCUCACCAAAGCCCUCCGGAGUGAGCCUCUCCCCAGCUCCCAUAAGAGACCUUGGGGAAUUUUGCAGGGCUUGGCCCCCUGGGAGUGGGGUUUCAAGGUGUCUGCCUUGUCAGAUUCCACUCACAAAUAUUCCAGAAGCCCCACAAAAAAUAAAAAGUUGGGGGACUGGGCACAGAGACACCAAGUGGGGAGGUCAUGGGGUGACUGCCAGGGGCCUGGACUUCAACCCCUCUAGCUGAUGUGGCUUUUUAAAGGCUGUUUCUCCACCUUCCCAAUGGGGAUGACAGCCUUUGUGUGGCCUUGGCUCCUUCCCUGGGUAAGGUGUAGAGCUUUUGGACAGAUUAUUUGGGUAAACUUCCCCUGGUUUGCCCUGCUUAUGAUGUGAAGGGGGGUAGGGCUGGCUAACGGUUUAGGGUGGGAGGUCCAGGAAUUCUCCGAAAAGCUGCCUGCUGCCCCUGCCCUAGUUCAGGCCUGCAACAUCUUCUCUAACCUUGCCUUCAUUCAUCCUGCACCUCAGCACCCCAUCCUACUCUGCAUCCCCCAUCUAUUUUGAGCACAGAUCUAUGACUUGAAACAAAAAAGCCCGGCAGGGCCCAGCACCAUGGAGAUCCAAAGUUCCCCAAACUAACACAGAACAGAGCGCCCAGUGCUCCUGCCAACCCAAGUCACUCGCUGUUCAUCAAAUCACACAUGCGGCAUCUGCUGCUAACUGCCCUGAGUGGAGCUCUGCCCUCCAGGUUACCAGUCAGGGAUCGGCAGGAAUCACUUCCUGACCAAGCAGCUGCAGAGGUACAUCGAGGGGCUCAAGAGGCGCCGGAACAAGAGGCUGAACGUCUCUGUGUAUUGAGAACAC
Messenger RNA from Rhinolophus ferrumequinum (greater horseshoe bat), 1587 nucleotides. RefSeq names its product catsper channel auxiliary subunit zeta (gene CATSPERZ). The transcript is spliced from 4 exons. Gene Ontology annotation, cellular component: CatSper complex; sperm principal piece. Gene Ontology annotation, biological process: flagellated sperm motility; sperm capacitation. NCBI's taxonomy places the organism in Eukaryota, Metazoa, Chordata, Mammalia, Chiroptera, Rhinolophidae. Bases 247 to 969 code for a protein of 240 amino acids. The record is from RefSeq and is a predicted model, not a curated record.